AGUCACUGUAAAGUCAGUCCAGACCGACGCGCUCAUCAAGACCGAGCAUGUCUCCCGCUGGCACAAUUUCCUCUUUCUCCUGUUUUUCACUGCGACUAUGACUUCUGCCACAAAUCCGAAAAUGUCAUCGAUAUUCUUAAUUACAGGCUAUUAGCUAUUAUACUUUUUAUUAUCAAAGCGGAGACGAAUCGGCUCCGACAUGAGUGCGUCUGCGGGGACCGGAGUUUUUGUAUUGUCUCUUACGUCAAUCCCAAUUUGUUAUUUAUCUAAUGCACUCAUUUGCAACGACAGUGCCGAGGCCCAGUUCUACGCUGGAUGUGCCACUUUUGUAACUUUGUGCAUCUCAGGACAGUUUAUCCUCAACAAGAAGGCUCCAUCAGAUCCUCUGUUUUAUGUGUAUGCUGUCUUUGCUUUUCUGAGUGUCGUCAAUCUUAUAAUUGGCCUGGAGCAAGACAACAUCAUUGAUGGAUUUGUGACAUUUUAUCUCAAAGAGGCAAAUCCACACAUUAACACAGCCCAUGGUCACAUGAUUUCCUACUGGGAUGGUUGUGUGCACUAUCUCAUGUAUCUACUAGUGAUCGCUGCUAUAACAUGGGGGGACAGUUACCGAGCCAUUGGCCUGUACUGGGUGGGAUCUUUUCUCAUGCGUGCCAUAGUCUACAUUCUUGGGAACGCUGUCGGUAAAUAUGGGUUUCGUGUGGGCCCUCUCUCUCUGCUCCACGGGCUGUACGUCUCUGUCGCAGUCUGGACUUGUUUCCGCAUCUUCAGCCAGCCGUCCAGCCAAGAGCCUCUAAACUCUGAGACUCAAAGAAAAAGUUUGUCCCAGAGACCAAUGGACCUGUUAUUUGUGAUCUACCUCAUUCUUGCCUUUGCUUUCUGUGUUUUUAGAGGCCUGAUCGUCUUGGACUGCUCUGGUCAGUGGUGCCAGGACUACGCACUCCAGUUUGAACCGUACCUCAAAGACCCCACGGCGUAUCCAAAAGUGCAGAUGCUGGUGAGCAUGUUGUACUCUGGUCCGUACUAUGUUCUGGCUAUUUAUGCCCUGGUCGUCCCUGGCUGUGGGUGGAUGCCUGAUCUGACUCUGGUUCAUUCUGGAGCAUUGGCACAGGCCCAGUUUUCGCACAUUGGCGCAUCUCUCCACACUCGUACCCCCUUCUCUUUUCGAGUUCCUGUGAGCAGCCAGCCUCUGUUCCUUCUGGUAAAUGUGAUCUACGCUCUGGUGCCUCAGCUCCUCUGCUACCGCUGCGCCACCAGGCCUGGGUUUUUCCUGUCAACAAGAACCACAUCUGACAAAAAGACUGACACUGUUAAAAUUGUACCAUAUCUAAAAACUGUGAUGAGCCAAAGAUAAGCUAAGCAACAAGCCCUGGAUAAAGACUUAUGCUAUCAACAUAAAAGGCUAAAUAAUAAAACAUUGUACAAAUGAGUGUCCUUAGCUACAUCUUUUCUCAAUCAAGCCAUUGUUUGUAAACUAAAAGCUGAUAAAAGUUUAUGUUUG
Molecule: messenger RNA, 1498 nt
Organism: Boleophthalmus pectinirostris (great blue-spotted mudskipper)
Lineage: Eukaryota; Metazoa; Chordata; Actinopteri; Gobiiformes; Gobiidae
Product: transmembrane 6 superfamily member 1
Exons: 11
Coding region: 200-1351 (383 amino acids)
Cellular component (GO): lysosomal membrane
Source: RefSeq, a predicted model, not a curated record